Molecule: messenger RNA, 892 nt
Organism: Chlamydomonas reinhardtii
Lineage: Eukaryota; Viridiplantae; Chlorophyta; Chlorophyceae; Chlamydomonadales; Chlamydomonadaceae
Exons: 1
Coding region: 81-335 (84 amino acids)
Source: RefSeq, a predicted model, not a curated record
CCGUUCUCCCCGACCUGCUUGCCAUUUGCCACAGUUUUAGUCGCAAAUCCGUUGCAGCCAAUCCAGCGCAUAUAAGCGGCAUGGAAUGGCGACAUGCGCCCAUUCUCCGCGGCCUCCGUCGCCUCCUUGACGAGGUAGCGGCGCAGCUGGCGCAGAACCUGGACCAGCACCUCAACGGCAAUCUGUUCCGGUGGCUGUGCCGAAGGUGUCGCAUCAAGGUGGACGAGGUCACGGAGCGGCACGGGCUGGAUCAGCUCUCCCGUACGCAGCUCCGUCACCUGGCUGACCGCGCUGUCGGACGCCGCCGUCCCACUCGCCGCACAGCCUGCAAGUGAGGACCUAGUGCAGCUGGUGCGCGACGAACGGGACAAGGCCUGGUCUGGCCGGGGCAGAGCCGCGAAGGAGGGUAGGAAAUCCGAAAAGUUGCCGGUGGCCUCUGGUUGUAAGGGUGAGCCGGGCACCCUGCCGAGCCAAAUCUGACUGCUAGCGCGGGAGUUCGAAGCUGGCUGGAGCGGGUCGCCGCGGCAGUCUAGAUGCCUGCGCUAGGCAACUUUCCCACCCUCCGGCCGCCAGCACCUUGAGCGUGGCACGGACUUCGCGAUUUGGGCGGCGGACGUCCUGGCGGACCUGGCGGCAGCGCUACCGCAGCGUCAAGCUGCGGUGGAGGCUGCCCUGCAGCAGGUGCAGCAACUGCCUCUCCCGCAGCAACAACACGGCGUGGCGGCACAGCAGCUGCGCGCAGCUCGCGAGCGUGUCAAGGACGCAGAGCUGUACGCGCUCAGCCCGCAGCCGUCCUUCAUGCCCGUCCACAUCCCGCUGACCACCUCCAUCCUUCGGGACGACAUCCUGCCUCGAGCUGCGGACCUCGCCAGGUUGGCUGCCCGGAUCCCAC